AUGCCGUUCCAGGAAGUCCAUGAACUACAAGAUCCUCCUCCGGCAUACCAACCAUCGGCCCCGCUGUACCAGGACUCGCCACAAGCUGGCCAGGAAAAGAAAGGAUGGCGACUCUGGGACUGGUCCUGGGAGUUCGCAGCGUGUAUUCUUGCGCUCUUAGCACUGGGUGCCAUCAUCGCGGUGCUGCAGAUAUAUGAUGGCAAAACACAACCCAACUGGCCGGCUGGAAUCAAUCUCAACGCCAUCAUUGCCUUGCUGACGACUCUGAUGAAAGCCGCCAUGGCCACAUAUAUUGCAGAGGCUCUCUCCCAGCUCAAAUGGUCCCGCUUCAGGGAUGAAACAAAGCUGAGCGACUUUACAGCCCUCGAUGCUGCCAGUCGUGGUGCCUGGGGCUUGGCACAGCUUCUUUUUGGAAGCGCACCUCGACAUCUUGCUUCCCUUGGAGCGUUUGUUCUCGUGUUCGCCGCAGCGAUCGGAGCCUUCACCCAGCAGGUCAUCGACAUUAGAUCUCGAGGCAUUACACAGAGGGGCAUAGCAUCGAUCAAGGUUUGCAACACAAGCACGUAUCGCGAUUGGGGCGAGGGUCAAGGACCUGGAAUGAAUCUAGUGCCCUUGGAGACAACCGGCGCCAUUUAUAAUGGUAUCAUGCAGACCAAGCUCAGCGCUCAAUCCUCCGUGACUUGUCCGACAGGCAACUCCGUCUUGUGCCCAACACCCAUCGAGCACAACACGUCCACUCAACUCGACGCCGCCUCUAUCGCCCGUGUCUCCCUACACGACCCCACCCACUUCAGCAUCCAGCACUCCCAAACCUUUCACCGCCUGGUGCUCCUGCAGCACUGGAAAAUUCCCACUGACUCCAAGGUGCUGGAACUAGGAUGCGGGCAGGGGGACUGCACGACUGUCCUUGCCUAUGCUGUGGGCGAGCAGGGGAGGGUGGUGGCGGUCGAUCCGGCGGAGUUGGAUUAUGGUGCACCGUAUACUCUCGGCCAAGCACAGGAUCACAUCUCGCAAGGCCCGCUGGGUAGGCGGAUUACUUGGGUCCAACAACCCCCCCUGGACUACCUCUCCUCCCUCCCCUCCCCCUCUUCCACCUCCUCGCCACCCGCCAGCGAAAGUAAGGCCUUCGACGCAACAGUGCUCGCCCACUGCCUAUGGUACUUCGCCUCCCCCUCGCUCAUCCUUUCCACCUUCCAUGCCCUCAAGCAGCACAGUAAGCGUCUCCUCCUUGCUGAGUGGUCGUUAGUAGCGACGCACCCCUCUGCCCAGCCUCACGUAUUAGCUGCGCUCACCCAGGCAGCGCUGGAGUGCCGUAAACCCAAGAGCAGCGUUUCGAACGUCCGCACGGUGCUGGGGCCAAAGCGGCUUACCGAGCUGGCCCUGGCUGCCGGGUGGCAGCUGGAGAGUGAGACCCGCGUGCAAGGUGGGGAGGGGUUGUUGGACGGACAAUGGGAAGUCUCUGCUUGUCUUUCUUCCUCUUUUGAAAAAGGAAGUAGAGGAGCAAGUGAGUGA
Messenger RNA from Aspergillus clavatus NRRL 1, 1512 nucleotides. RefSeq lists its product as uncharacterized. Lineage: Eukaryota; Fungi; Ascomycota; Eurotiomycetes; Eurotiales; Aspergillaceae. The coding region runs from base 1 to 1512 and encodes 503 amino acids. The transcript has 4 exons. The record is from RefSeq and is a predicted model, not a curated record.